AUGAUUCUUGAUUUGGCUUCUCUAUCUCAAGGCACGCCUCCAUCAGUUGAGCUUUCGCAAAAGGACACAUUACCAGUAACAGAUUCACAAUCUCCCUUACAACAACAACAACAACAAAAUCAAAAGCAAAGAUACACGAGAAAUGUUUCUCUUGUUGAUGCCAGUCGCCGAUUGAUAAAUCGAAAAAUACGUUACAAUCAAUGUUCAACUAUUAGUGACAUCAUGUGUUUUGUUGGCAUGACUGGAAUAAUUCUCAUGAUUAUUGGAAGUGAAUUGAUCUUUGCUGCAAAUAAACAGAAUUAUCUGAGAAUCAUCUUUGUUCUCAAGCUGGCUACUACCAUUUCAACAGUGCUUCUAAUUAUUCUUGUUAUCGUUUAUCAUUACUAUGCUUUGAAUCUAUAUUGUCUUAAUAAUUCACUUGACGACUGGCGCGUAGGUUUGACCUUAAAACGAGCAGCGAUAAUUGCACUGGAACUAAUGAUUUGCGCCAUUCAUCCAUUGUCUCGUCAAGUUUUGGUCAUAGGGUAUUCAAGCAGCGGCUCAACAAUUUUGAAUACAUCGAUUACUAACAAUGAUGAGGCAGCGAAGAAGCUGUUGCCAUACAACUAUCUCGAUGUGGCCCUUGGAUUACCAAUGUUUUUCCGCCUGUAUUUGUUUGGUCGCGUCCUCAUGUUUCAUUUAAGAGUGGUUCGUGAUGUAACAUCGCAAUCGUUGAGUCACUUCAGUCGAGUGUCAAUUGAUUUUACUUUUGUCAUCAAAUACUAUCUGCAAAUCUGGCCAACGCGCUCUCUGAUGAUACCCGGUACCUUUUUAUUCUUCAUUGGUAGUUGGAGUUUUCGAGCUUGCGAGUAUCAGUCCGGGGUAAAUCAAAUAUCGUUUCUUGAUGCGAUGUGGCUUUUCAUUAUCACUUUUACGACUGUCGGUUAUGGUGAUUUCAGUCCAACGACAUAUUGUGGUCGAAAUAUUGCUGUCCUGAUUGCUUUAACUGGCAUCAUACUAAGUGCAAUUCUCAUAGCAGUACUAUUGAGAAAAUUGGAAUUUAGUCGUUGGGAAACGUAUGUUUAUAACCUCGUCUUGAGCACUGAAAUUAGCAAAGCAAAGAACCAUGCAUCGGCUAAUAUCAUUAAGUAUGCUAUUGCCCUUUUUCGCUUCAAGCAACGUGGUCGAUACUCAUCAUUUGAGUAUCUACUGGCGCAAAAAAAAUUAUUUACUUGGAUAAAAACAAAUCGAAGCAUCAGGCAAAAGCAGCGCAAAUUAAUUGAUGCGUGCGUAGAUCGGGUAGAACCAUUGUGUAGUCAAGCUCUCACAAAUCCUAUCAAUGAACGAAUUACACAGCAGUGCGUGCUGAUGCAAGAGAAAAUGGAUCGACUUGAAAAAAGACUAGUAGAAAUGAAUGGUGUGAUGGAGUCGAUUCAGAAUUUUCUAAAUAUUUUACUUACUAAGGAUAUAAAAUAA
Rotaria socialis is the source of this 1455-nucleotide messenger RNA. The record is from the annotation of a GenBank genome assembly. Lineage: Eukaryota; Metazoa; Rotifera; Eurotatoria; Philodinida; Philodinidae.